AUGAGUGAUAUCGAUGAUGAGAUAUCCGGUAUUGAUGCAAGACCACCUUGGUUUUCUUUCGAAUUUCUUUUGAAUGAUUUCAUGCGUUUAAAAGGCUUCGUUGCCAAAAAUAAUGCUUACACAAAUGGUAAAUCUGGAUUCCAAAAUACCUCAAGUGUUAGUAAAACUGAUCCUUUUAUGGAUCUAUCUUUGGUUGAAAAGCCUCAAGCGAACCCAUAA
Molecule: messenger RNA, 219 nt
Organism: Clunio marinus
Lineage: Eukaryota; Metazoa; Arthropoda; Insecta; Diptera; Chironomidae
Source: the annotation of a GenBank genome assembly